AGCGGAGAAACACCAAUGGAUGGCGGCUGUGCUGCGGUUCAAUGUUCCACCGUUUUUUCAAGUGGAGAGAAAAGGCGACUGACGCUUGAACGGGUGGAGACUGCUACACAUUUAAAUCCCCCGGGUCGGUUUUUCAUCUUUCAGCAAGGCUAACUUUUCUUUUUUUCCUUUUCCUCCCAUCCGUUGGAUUAUUUAGAGCUGUUUUAAUGUCGUAAGUUACAGGUCUGCAAGGGCGUCGUUGUUGGGAAGUUUAUUCCGGGGGGGUGGGGGGGUUUGACCAGCAAAGGGCCAUGGCAGUCGAGGCUCGGCCGGAGCUGGUCGGGAAGCGGUUCCUCUGUGUCAGCGGUGACGAGCCGCCUGAAAUCGGCGACAUUGGUCGGUGGCCGUGGAGGUCCGGGGUUAUACGGGCCGUCAACCAUCGUGACAGCGACAAUGCCGAACUGACGGUAUAUGUGGAGUUUGAUGACCAGGAGUGGGACAAGAGGGAGUGGGUGAAGGUCUAUGAGGAUUUCCAGCUGUUUCUACUAGAGCAUCAGCUGGUCUGGGCCAAGAGGAAGGAGGGCGCAGCAGCAGCAGCAGGAGGGGCAGGAGGCCUACUGCAGGGAUCCAAGGCCAAACACAUACAGUGGCCUGCCCUGACAUUUAAGCCGGUGGUGGGGGAGCGCCUGUUGUCCUCAGUAACAGCAGUGGAGUUCUUAUUGGACCGACAGCUGGACUUCCUGUCAGACCACUCGGCCUACCAUCCGUACCAGGAUGAGGUGGACAGUCAAAACCCAGUGUUAAGAGACAACCCUCAGCUUCAUGAAGAAGUGAAAGGCUGGCUCAAAGACCAGAAGGUGCAGGAAAUUUUUAUGCAAGGUCCCUACUCAUUAAAUGGCUACCGUGUGCGUGUGUACAGACAAGACUCGGCCACCCAGUGGUUCACUGGUAUCAUUACACAUCACGACCUCUUCAGUCGAAACAUGGUCGUUAUGAAUGACCAGGUGCUAGAGCCUCAGAACGUGGAUCCAUCCAUGGUCCAGAUGACCUUUCUGGAUGACGUUGUUCAUUCUUUGCUGAAAGGGGAAAACAUCGGUAUUACCUCCAGGCGAAGGUCGCGAUCCAGUCAGAACAAUAACACUGCCCACAUGGCGGGAGGGAGACCCGGCGGGACCACUGGCAACACUCAGAGUCAUUACACACGAGCCCAAGCUAACAGCCCUCGCCCCAUCAUGACAUCAAUAGGCCCCAACUCUAAAGGCUCACAGGGCAUGCUGGCUUCCCAACAACUGAGCCAAUCGCAGCAGAGUCAGCAACCAGUCAGCCAAUUACACCACUCGCCUGGUGGCAGUGGGCGGGAGCAGAGAGAGCAGCGCAACUCUCGUUCUUCCAGGAGGAAGGGAUCAGAUAGCAGCGUGCCAGAGGAGGAAAAGGACCGAAGAGAAGAGCCCGCGGGGCGAGAGCCCAAGUCCAAGGUGAAACAGUCUGCGAGCAAACGCAGGAAAGGUGACGAAGAUGAGAAGAAGGCGGGUCUAAAGAAGCUGAAGACCGACAUGACGUCCGAUCUGUCCGAGAGCAGCGACUCAGAAAAUCCUCACAAUAAGAGAGCCACCCACUCCUCUUGCUCAUCUUCUUCCUCCACCUCCUCAUCUUCCUCCUCCUCCUCCUCUUCCUCCUCCUCAGAGCCCAACUCUGAGAACGAGCUAAAGACUCGCAGUGACGUGAAACCAAGUGCCAUUUCUAAAAUGGAGGAGGACGAGAAGCCGCUUCUGCAGGGACCCAAGACGAACGAUUCCUCGUCUGUCAUUGGCCGCCUGUCUCCAUGGGCGGAGCUUCAAGUGACAGAGGAUGUCAAAAAGAGCGUAGUGAAGGAAACGAGCAAAAUGUUAUCAAAGGAAGACGAGGAACUGGUAGCAGUAACGCAGAUCACCCAGUCUCCACGGCAACAGACGCCGCUGAUGUCUGAUGUUGUCCAGGGCGGCGUUCUGGAGAACAGCAAGAACACUGUGAAAGCGUCGUCUCGAUCCCAGACGCCAUCGCUGUCCCACCUCCACAGUGCCAGUGUGAUUGACAUCACAGAUGACGCCCAGGCCACCGUGCACCGCGAGAGUUCAGAGGCUGUGUCGGCACUGCUCGCUUCCCAAAAGGCCGAGUCCACGGCCCUUUCGCCUUACCUCUCUCUCAACCCCUCACCCGUCUCCUCGCCUCCUGUAGCUCCGUCUCCCUCACCAUCAGAGGGAGGCCGCAGGACGGAGAUGGAACCUCCCGUGCAGCAGCAAGGCGUCUUGGGAGGCGGCGUUACGGCGACUAAGAGCAUAAGCAGCAGGAUGGAGUUUGCUUCUUCUGAGGUCAUCAGGCCUGUCACAUCGAUAGCUGAAAGUGUGUUGCUGGUGGAAAAGGAGAAAAAUGUCCUUCCUCACCAUCAUCUUCAUCAGCAGCAGCACCAUACACUACAGUCGUUCCACCCUGGCAUGAAGAGUCCCUCUUUGUCUGAAGAGACAAGAAAACACCCUCAGCAGCAACCAGCCCCCCACAAGAUGAACACGGUGCUCCCCCCUGACAUAUCUAAAACUCAGAUCGCCUCCAGCCCAAACCCCAGCUCGACUCACCUGGACUCCCUGAAGCAGAAAUCCCGCCCCGACAGCUCUCCGAGCCCCUCCUACCCAAACGCAAGUCAAGCUGAUCUGGUCAAAGCUAAGACCCACGCAGGCCUGGUGGACAUUUCUAAACCUAAAGCUAACACCUCCCCCGAGGUAUCUAAACAUAAAAUACUGAGGUACUCGGAUACUUCCCCGCCUCCACCGUCUCGUUUGCCCAUUAAAAUAGAGCCGGCAGAACCUCCGCGGUCUGGCUUCAAGCCAGUGCGGUCAGAGUCGGGCGCGGUCAGUACGAGCAGCAACACAAAGAGUCCGCUCAUUAUCAAGAAGAAUGAGCCCUUCACUGUUUACAGAGACCCAGCUCUGGUUCGCUCCGACGCAGAGAACUCCGCCUCUGCAACAGUCUCAUCCAAUCACGUGGCAGCCUAUCUCCAUCCCCACCUGCACACGUUGCACUCCCCCCACUCGCCCUGCCUUACCCCUGCGUCACACCCCCACGCAGCUUCCCAUCUCCUUGCUCCUGCUCACACCUCCGCCCUGCCUCACCCACACCUUUUGCCUCCCACUGUGCUCCCAGCCAUGGCCCCUCCUGCAGCAUCUCUCCACCCUCGACUCGACUCUCCGGGAGGUCUGGGUCACCUUGCUCUGCCCCACCAGCAGCAGUACCUACAGGGCCAGGGCCACCCUUCACCAUCUCUUCUAGCCCAAGCUCACAGCGGGGCUGCAGGACUUGGUCUGUACCCAAUCCUGUGGCAGUACCCCAACGGAACACCAACGUCCUACCCACCAGGGCUCAACCUGCCCCCCACAGCUAAGUGGGUCCACCCUGAAAAUCCUGUUACUGUGAAUUCUGAGGCCUCUCUCAGGAGGAAUACUGCCAGUCCAUGGCUCCAUAAGACUGCUGGUGCUGCUGCUGACAGUUUGGGAAUGCUGAGCCACGUUCCUGUCCGGCCAGCCAGCGCCGAUGCCCACCGCCCCCCUGUCAAGAUCGCCCACACGAGCCCUCCAUUGUCAAAGACCAGCAUGGAUCUUCAUAAAGAAGAUGUGGAUAAGAAAGGCUAUGUGGAUCCCAUGAGGACAAUGACACUGGCACAGCUUAAACAGGAGCAGACAGACAGAAGUCGCACUCCAACAGGAAAAGAUGUCCAUCUACACCACCUUUACCUGGAUCCCCACAGCAAGGCCCGUCUGACAAAUCCACAGGAGGCACUCCAGGCAGCAGACCGAGUCAGCAAAUACAAAGAGGAAAAUCGUCAAAUCCUGAAGGAGAGCAUUGAGGUCGCUCCCUUCACGGCUAAAAUACAGCGCUCCAUUGACCCUGCGAUGGACAGGGACAGAGAGAGAAGCAGAGAUUCGAGCUUUUCUGUUCGGAUGCCGGGUCUUCCCUCGCCAAGCCCCAAGACUAGCCACGCCCUCACUCAUACCAUGCAGUCAGAAAAGAGCAACUAUUAUACCACGCUGUCUAACAGUGUGGUGAAUGAGCCUCCCAGACUCUACCCCUCCAAAGAUGUCGGUCCUUACUAUGAGAAAGUGUCGAUCAGGGCCCCGGGGGUCGUGGCCGGUGUUGGGGCCGCCGUGCAAAGCCCAGGAGCUCUGUCGAUGAGCAGCUACCACACCAGCUCCAAAAACUCCCUCUCCAAGCCCCCUCCUCUCAUCAAGCACCAGCCGGAGGGAGGAGAAGGCUUAGCAGGGAAAAUCACCGAGCAGCUCAGUCAGCAGGUGACCCUCGUUCAGCCGCAGCAUCAGCUCCACACAGGUGUAGACAGGAUAGACCGUCGCAGCCCUGCUAUUUCUCCUCCUUCCUCCUUGUUGUCCUCUUCAUCCUCAGCCUCUAACCAACACCAUCACCAUCAUCACCUACAGCAGCAGCAGCAACAGCUCAGGGCAAUGCCAUCUCUCCACCGAGCACCUGUCUUCCAUCCACCCACACAGCACGCGCUGGAACGCAAAGAGGCUGCAGAGAGGGAAAGAGCCGCUCACGGUGGACGCCUCUCUCCACCAACCCUCACACCCAUUCAGCCAGUAACUGGUAGCAAAACAUCAGCAGAGCAGCAGAAGCCCCCUACGUUGCUGCCAGAGCUCAGGGACAUCAAAGGUCACGGAACUGCUGCUGCCAUCGCCUUUGUGGCCUCUGCCACCCCCGGGGAGAUGGCGGCUCCAUCAGCAGAUGGGUGCAAAGGCAGAGACUUGAUCGAGGAAAGAGGAGGGGUGUGCUCUGGAGAUAAGGGGUUCUCAAAAAAUAAGCCCCAGUCGGCAAUGGCAUCGGUCAUUGUGCGAUCGUCUAUAAAGUACGAUAGUCCCGUUGGUGCUAAGAAAUCUGGUGCUCUUAUCCACAAAGAGCUCCCCCAGGGGAGGUUCUACACAUCCAAGCUUCAGGACGAAUGUCCACGACUAGGGGAGGGUUUAACAGAACCUGCAGCAGGUAGGGUCAUUCAGCCUAACUUGAACCUGGAGGAGAUCCGUUAUAAAAAGACCCCUGUGCCAGGCGUGUCAGGACCUGUGGGAGCCGGUGCUACAAACUCUGUGUGCAGGACUGCCAUUUUAGUCUCCUCAGCUUUUGGCUCUCAGAGUAAAACCGGGAACGCUACUCCAGAGCCAGUUUACUCGGCUCGAUGUGACUUUGCAGCACUCAAAACUGGCACUGGGGGUCGGGUGCUCUGCCAUAUAAGACCAGAGACAGAAAAGGAGCUCCAGGAGGACUUUGGCUCACACACAUCUCCAGGGGUCUCUCUGAAUCCUGCGAGUGUAGCAGGACCACCCCGCCCCAGCCCAAGCCUUACCCCAACACCUAGCUCAAUCUCUGGCUCGAGUCAGCCUUACGCCUCUUCGUUUAUCCACCUCAAGAAGCACAAAGCUGCUUUGGCUGCGGCACAGUCCAGAAGCAACCUUUCUACUCCUCCCACGUCAGUCACAACUGAAAAUUCUUCCUUAACUGUGGAUUCCACUGAGAAAACCCCAAUUUCCAGCUCCCCGCCUCCACCUGCUACUAGUCAGGCUUCCUCGGUCUCAUUUGACAGCAGUAGCAAUAGCUCAGUGAGCAGGAGUACCACACCAGGCAAGUCAAGUCCCCUGCUUAAUGGCCAGUCCCUGGGAUCAGCCUUAGCGAGCUCUGCGCAGCCCAACAACUACCACAAGCUGAAGAAAGCCUGGUUAACCCGGCACUCCGAGGAGGACAGGAACACAGCUACUACUACAAGCUCCAGUAUGAAAGUGGAGAAAAGUCCUAGCACCACUACCACAAGUAACACAACAGCCAUGUCAGAAAUGAUCAAGCCCUGUACAGUCAAUCUCAGCGCCUCCACCUCCAACGAGGUAGAGAUGAGCAAAGACGUUGGAAGCAAAGCUGACAGAGACAGACAGCCUGAGGAAAAGUUGGCAGGAGCUCCAGGAGGCGGGGAGGAGAGAAAAGUGGGGUCAAGGAGGGUGAACAAACGCACAUACGAGUCUGGUUCGGAGAGCGGGGGAGAUGAUUCUGACACCAGCGAGAGCAAGAUGGAGGGCCGAGCCAAGCGUCAGCCUAAACCAACCUACAAGAAGAAGCAGAACGACAUGGCCAAGAAGAAAGGAGACAACGACAAAGAGGAGGAUGACGUGAAGCCCAACGGCAUCUUCAGAUCAGCCCGAGAGAAGACUAAACUCAAACUGGCCAGCAGCAAUGGGAUCCCUCGCUCUGUGCUCAAGGACUGGAGGAAAGUGAAGAAGCUGAAGCAGACGGGAGAGUCUUUCCUGCAGGAUGAUUCAUGUUCAGAAAUUGGCCCCAACCUGCAGAAGUGUAGGGAGUGCAGGGUGGUCCGCAGCAAGAAAGGGGAGGAGCCCGCUCACUCCCCCGUCUUCUGUCGUUUCUACUAUUUCAGACGGCUUUCCUACAGCAAGAAUGGCGUCAUCCGGAUGGAUGGCUUCUCCACUCCAGACCAGUUUGAUGAUGAGGCCCUCAGCCUGUGGGUCCCGGGGCCAAUGGAGCAGAGCCACCUGGACCAAAGCACAGCCAAGUACAUCCUGAGCUUCAUAGGAGACAAGUUCUGUCAGAUGGUUGCAACAGAGAAUACUGCAUCCAGCUGGAUUAAGAAGGAUGCCAAGCUGGCGUGGAAGCGAGCAGUGAGAGGCGUGAGGGAGAUGUGUGACGCAUGUGAAGCCACACUUUUCAACAUCCACUGGGUCUGUCAGAAAUGUGGCUUUGUUGUCUGCCUAGACUGCUACAAGGCCAAGGAGAGAAAGAGCUCCAAAGAUAAAGAGCUGUAUGGAUGGCUAAAGUGUGUUAAAGGCCAACCCCACGACCAUAAACACCUCAUGCCAACCCAGAUCAUCCCUGGCUCAGUGCUGACAGAGUUGGUGACAUCCAUGCACUCCCUAAGAGAAAAACACAAUAUAAAGUCUCACUGUCCCUGUACCAGCAAACAGAACCUUCUCACCAAACUGCCUGCCACCAACGGAGUCUCACAGGUUCUGCAGAAUGUUCUGAACCACAGCAACAAGCUGUCCCUGGUGAAAGCUGAGCCAGGCUCUCUGCAGACCUCUGACCUAGGAGGAGUUAAGUCAGAAACUAAUGGAGGAGGUGGUGGAGGAACCAGUCCAGGUAACGAUGGUGCAAAUGCUCCCAUCACCCCGCCAGAGUCCCAGUCGCCUCUGCACUUCCUGGCAGACUUGGCAGAGCAGAAAUCCAGGGAGGAAAAAAAAGAAAACAAAGAGUCGGUGGUGCUGGGUAAAUCUGUGAAGGAAGACAAAGAAGGGGACAGCCUGGAAGUCCUGCAGCAGUGUAAAACCCCCUCACUGGGUAACAGUACAGAGCAGGGCUCCACACUCAGAGAUCUCCUCACCAGCACAGCAGGGAAGCUGAAGCUGGGCUCCACUGACGCAGGAAUAGCCUUUGCACCUGUCUACUCCACUGCUUCACAGACUGGGAAGGGUGGGCGGAGCAUGCCCAAUAUCCUCGAUGACAUCAUUGCUUCGGUUGUAGAGAAUAAAAUCCCCGCCAGCCGCCAGAACAUCACCACUAAGUUGUCAGUGAAGCAAGAGCCCAUCACCCUAAGCAACAGUAACAACAACAACGCCCCAGCUGAGGAAGCCAAAGCAGAGAAGAAAAAGUCGGCACCUGUUACUGCAGCAGAAGCAGAGGACUCGAGCAGUCAGUAUCCAGACAUCCCUCACUGCUGGCUGAACAACAGACAGCUGCUGUGGCUCAGAGAUCACCGCAACCAGAACAACUGGAAGCUCUUCAGAGAGUGUUGGAAACUCGGACAGCCUGUGCUGGUGUCUGGGAUCCAUAAGCGACUGAAUGCCAGUCUGUGGAAGGCCGACUCCUUCAACCAGGAGUUUGCAGACCAUCAGGGAGACCUCCUGAACUGUAAAGACCAGGUGCUGUCCAACUCUGGGAUCAAGGAGUUCUGGGAUGGAUUUGAAGACAUCACCAAGCGACCAAAGUCCAAAGAUGGCGAGCCCAUGGUUUACCGACUGAAGGACUGGCCAUCUGGAGAAGAGUUUAUGGCCCUCAUGCCUUCAAGAUAUGAUGACUUGAUGAAGAAUCUGCCUCUGCCAGAGUACUCUGAUCCAGAAGGGAACCUCAACCUGGCUUCUCACCUGCCUUCAUUCUUUGUCAGGCCAGAUCUGGGGCCAAGACUCUGUUGUGCCUAUGGUGUAGCUGCAUCUCAGGACCAGGACUUUGGGACUGCAAACCUCCACGUGGAAGUCUCCGAUGUGGUCUCUGUUCUGGUCUAUGUUGGAAUAGCCAAAGGCAAUGGAGUCUUGUCCAAAACUGGAGUGUUGAAGCGUCUGGAAGAGGAGGAUCUAGAUGAGGGGGUUCGAAAGAGAUUAAAAGACUCGAGUGAAACACCAGGGGCGCUGUGGCACAUCUACCUCAACAGAGACAUGGACAAAGUCAGAGACUUCCUGCACAAGCUCUCUAAGGAGCAGGGUUUGGACUUGUCGCUGGACCAGGACCCCAUCAGAGAGCACGCAUGGUACCUGAGCAGGAAGCAGCGUCAGCGGCUGCUGGAUGAGCAUGGAGUUCAGGGCUGGACAGUAGUUCAAUUCCUGGGAGACUCUGUCCUUAUACCUGCAGGGGCCAUGCAUCAGGUCCAAAACCUCCACAGCUGUGUUCAAGUCAUCAAUGACUUUGUGUCUCCUGAGCACGUGGCUAACUCCUUCCACCUGACCCAGGAGCUACGACCCAACAAAGAGGAGGUCAACUAUGAAGACAAACUACAGGUGAAGAACAUCCUGUACCAUUGUGUGAAGGAGGCAGUGAGUUCCCUUAAAAAGAGCGGCUCUGAGAAAGACGACGAGGAACACAACUCAUGAUGCCCUCUCAGCCUCGUUCAUGCCUUUCACAGAUGGCUGUGACUCCCAUCAGCACCUCACCCUUUCUACACCCUCCUCCUUCUGCCGCGGAGGGCUGCGUCACGUGACCACAAUAAAUGGCUGGCUCAAAGCUGGUCAUGUGAUCCAGAGGACCUCACAGUGUGAACCGCAUUCAUGUCACACAUCCAGUGGCCAGUGAGAGGCACUGCCACCUUUGUCAUCACCCCAAACCUUUAGUGCCAAGAGGAGACAAACUGAAGAGCAGCUGGGCUGAGAGGGCUGAAAGCCCCACAGGCUCCAAACACAAAGCGAAUGCUGGCUGGGAGCCUUACUAAAGCCAGUGUGAUGGAGGGAAUCAGCACUACAAACCUCCAAACUCUUUUGCAUCCAGCUGAAAUGCAGUUUCCACGGAGGCUCAGACUGUCCCGUAAGUAGCAGCGAUGGUGGAGCCGCUCUCACUGCUUUGGAUUAUAAAGGCCAGGAGCUUUAACCUAUGGCAGCAGCUAACACAGCGUCUUGGACAGAAGAUUUUGCUGAUCGCGUCAGCAUCACCAGCAGCAUUAGGAUCAAAACUGGCAUCUCUGAUGUUUCACCAGGAAAAGAAAAAAGAAAAUGCAAACCAGAAAUCUCAGAUGUUUUAGUCAGUAGCCUCUGCUGCUCCCUUGUUUGUCGUUCCUUCGUGUCUGUUCUUGUCCUUUUUUCUAGUUUUGUUGUGCUUUUUUUCCAGGAUGUCUUUUCAUCUAACCUUGUUUUAUCUCCUCUGUGAAGAUGUAUUUAUUUCAUAGCUCUAUUAAAUGCAGUGUUAUUGAAACAAAAUGCAUUAUGUAAAUGUGAGUUGUACAGUUUGUUUUCUUUUGCUGUUUUUCAGUUGUAAUACGGCUCUACUGUGAUGGAGGACACACACACACACACACACACACACACACACACACCAGCUAAUGCCUGUACUUUGGGAAAUGUUGACGCUCUACAGUCCUCAUGCCAUAAAUACAUUUUCUGAAAAUGACCUGCCAAACUAUUGUAGACUGUGUAAAGUUGUAUUAUGUAAAGGAAAAAACAAACAAAAUGGCUUAUACACGUCAGCAUUUUAUGAAAAAAGUAUUUGCUGUAAAAAUGAGACAUUUACAGAAAAGAUGUAA
Oreochromis niloticus (Nile tilapia) is the source of this 10009-nucleotide messenger RNA. RefSeq names its product jumonji domain containing 1Cb (gene jmjd1cb). The record is from RefSeq and is a predicted model, not a curated record. Lineage: Eukaryota; Metazoa; Chordata; Actinopteri; Cichliformes; Cichlidae. Gene Ontology annotation, biological process: regulation of transcription by RNA polymerase II. Gene Ontology annotation, molecular function: histone H3K9 demethylase activity; transcription coregulator activity; chromatin DNA binding. The transcript has 31 exons. The coding region runs from base 291 to 8870 and encodes 2859 amino acids. Gene Ontology annotation, cellular component: chromatin; histone deacetylase complex.